CUUCCUGAUUCCUUAUCUUACCAUGGUGCUCGUGUGUGGCAUUCCUCUUCUCUUCAUGGAGUUUACUGUUGGGCAGUAUACUCGUUUAGGGCCAGUGCAUGCUUUUACCAAAAUCUGUCCCUUGUUGAAAGGUAAGUGACUCUCCAGGACGGUGAAUCUCUGCUAAUAUGACGGGGAACAUUUUUGUAGACUUAUUUAUUUUUGUUGUUGGACCACCUUUAAAAAGGUUGGCUUUGCAUGCAUACACAGUUUUUCUUUGUUUUCAAAUUCAAAAUCCAAAACCAAGAGUCCAACUCAUAUAUUUGCAGAAAAAUAUUUAAUUAUUAGCCAACAGCACCAGAAACUCCAGCUGAUCAAUACAGUGUCUAAACAGUGAGUUUUAAAAUGGACUGCCCUACCAACCCAGAUAACUGUAAAAGAGGUCAGACAAGCUUGAUGUAUUUAAAAUUUGUAACACAAUGAAAACACAAGAUUAUAUCUGGGUUUAUUUCAAAGAUAACUGCUGUCAACAUUAAAACAUAGCAUAUUAAUCAGACGACACACAGAAAUGGAAAAAAGAAAAGUCUUCAGCCAAGGAUGAGUUAAAGCUGCAAGGGGUUAAGAAACACAAACAGCAACACACUUUAUAAUGACAACCAAGCACAAAGUGCAGUCAACCCAUGUAUGAGAGUGAGAUGGUUUGAAAUCUUGCCACACCCUGACAGAAGCAAGUUUUUUAAAAACUUGACAAUCAUGAAAAACGGGAAUAAUUUAUGCAAAACAUGAAAGACCUCAUGUGUGGAUUUUCUGCUUUCCUCCAGCCAUGAAGCCCACAUUAUCAUUCAGUGUAAAGUGAAAAAGGAUCUUAGAUAAAUAUUUAAAUUAUUUAUCAAUAUUUAGCCAUGGUGAAGGCAUGCAGGUGUCUGAAUGCUUUGGUUUGAAUAAAUCCUGCUUUAUUCUCUUUCAUAUUUUUUUCAUGUUGAUGGAUGAGAACUUGUUUAGCCAAAUUUCUAACCUCUGUGACUGCAUGUGUUUUAACUUUGUGAGGUAUGAUUGAACCCUUCAAAUGAUCAAGUUAACGUCAGUAAAAUCAGUGAUAAUUAAGUCAAUCACGAGCGACUGAAGAUGUUCUCUCUGAGUCUGCAUUAGUUUAUUAAAAAGCAAAAAGUAGGCCAAUCAUGUGGAUCAGUAUGUUGCUUAACGUUCGAUUGUUGUUAUAAAAAACACAGAAGCUGAGACAUUCCCACAGUUUUACAUCUCCAGAAAAUGAAAAGUGUGGACUCUGAGAGGACCGACAGUCUGUCUAAAUCCCUCUAAAUCAAACAAGAGACCAGCCAUCAACAAUCUCUACUUGUGGGUGUGAAAUGACAAUGCUUUCUGUCUUGUUCUAACUUGAGGAUUUUUCUCCAUAGUUUUCUUAUCUCCUUAAGGACAGAGAUUAUCUACCCGGUCAAAACGUUUGGGUCCUUCACUUGAUUUAUCGCUCAUUUCUUCCUGGUUAAUGCUCUGUGCUAAGCAAGGGCCCGAAGCAGGUGUUGGUCUGGCCACAGUUGUUAUCUCCUUCGUUUUCUGCACAUAUUACAAUGUGCUCAUGAGCUGGGCACUUUACUAUUUAUUCAACUCCUUUGGAAUGGAGACCCUGCCUUGGAAGUCCUGCAACAACACUUGGAAUGCUGUUGGAAACUGUUCGAGCGGCUUUCCUGGCAAUGAAACCCACCUGCAGUCUGCUAGCCAACAGUUCUUUGAUAACAGACUUCUGGAAAAGACUCGCGGUAUUGAAGAUUUAGGUGGUCUUCGCUGGGAACUCUUUGGGUGUCUUGUCUUGGUCUGGGUUAUUGUGUACUUAUGUAUAUUUAAAGGAGUCAAAUCCACAGGAAAGGUAGUAUAUUUCACUGUUGUGUUUCCAUACUUCAUCCUGUUUGCCCUCCUCAUCAACAAUGUGCAGCUUCCUGGAGCCAAGAAUGGUAUCCUCUAUUUUGUGACACCGGUAUGGAGCAAACUGUUUGAAGUGAAGGUUUGGCUUAAUGCAGCUGCCCAGGUGUUUAACUCACUCGGAAUAGCAUUUGGCUCGAUGAUUUCAAUGGCAAGUUACAACAAGUUCAACAACAACAUUCUCAGGGAUGCACUGAUUGUAUCAGUGGCCAACUCUUUCACUAGUAUCCUGGCUGGCUUCGUGAUCUUCUCAGCUGUCGGUUACAUGUCUCAUAUACAUAACCUCCCGGUGGACAACAUAGCUACAGAUGGUCCUGGUUUGGUGUUUGUUGUGUACCCUGAAGUCCUUUCAACCAUGCCAGCCUUUCAGCUAUGGGCUCCACUUUUCUUUAUCAUGCUGUUGUGUCUGGGCUUGGACAGUCAGUUUGCCACAGUUGAGGUAGCUGUGACUUACAUAAAGGAUGAAUUUGGAGCCAAAGUUCUGCCUUUCCUGAAGAGAGAAGAGCUGCUGGUCCUGACUGUGUGCUUUGUUUGCUUUGCACUGGGGAUUCCACACAUUACUAAGGGAGGUAUCUACGUGUUUCAGCUGAUGGACCACUACACUGCUGUAGUUUCUCUCAUGUUCCUGGCUUUCUUUGAGGUUGUUGCCGUCUGUUGGAUCUUUGGUGUCCCACGUAUCUCCUUAAUGAUCAGGAGGAUGCUAGGAAAAAGUCCAAACAUCUACUUCCGAGUCUGUUGGCUGCUGCUCUGCCCCAUGUUGGUGCUGUGCAUACUGGUUUCCAGCAUUAUUCAGUAUACUCCUCCUCACUAUGGGAAGUACGAAUACCCAGUGUGGGCUGAAUGGGUGGGCUGGGGCGUGUCUUUGGUCUCUAUAGUAUGGAUCCCCUUUGGUGCAAUACAAGAGAUCUAUAACAAUAAAGGAUCUCUUCUUCAGAGACUGAAAACAGCUAUGACUCCGACAAUAGACCUGGAUGUUAUGGCUCACCUGCCGGAAAAACAAAACCUUGUCAACCUGAUGUCUGAAAAAUUGCUCAGUUCGGUGCCACCUGUGACACAGUGACCACAUACAAGGCCUGGAGUAAGCAGACUUUGGGCCAUUUCUAUCAUAAUCCCAGUUACAUCCAAAGAGCUGUUGUUAUCUCAAACUCUGCGUUUAUACUUUAACAACUAAAGCCACUUAGCCUGCAGGCAACUUCAAAACCAUACAGUAAGUCACCCGUUGCACCUUUUACAAAGAAUGGAACUAAAAUCUGUGGCUUUGUUCACCAACUGAAUUUUAAAUUUAUUUUAUUUUGGGUAGGAGUGACUGAGGAGCGAGUAAUUGUUUAAAACGAUUGGUUCAUUAUGCUGUGAGGUUCAUUGUAUACAUCGCUGAGUCUGUGGGGUUAAAGAGUGUAUAAUGGAUCUAUGGCAGAGGUAGUCACAAGCCUUUUAGGUCACUACAUUUAUGAGUUGAAUAAUUAAAACUUAAUUUUAAAUCAACAAAAGAAAUAGGUUUGAAAAGGCUUGGUCCAAUGAACAGGAAGCAGACAUAUUCUUUCUAUUGACAGAAGAUAAAUAUGAAAGCAGAAAAAUACAGGUUCUAGAGAUAAUGUGUUUGCUAGUUUGCUUUUGUUUAAGCUGAAGAUUCAUUCAAACUUAUUUUAGUUUCUUAUUGAUAUUCAAAAUUGCAUCCACUUGGUAAGCUGGCUUAGUUUAACAUACUGUAUAAACUAGGGUAACAAUAAAGUAAUUUGAGGAUUGUUGUGAUUGGAUAAAUAAUUAGACCAUGACACGGUCAUAAAUGUGACCUAUAUAUUGUAUUCAGUCUCUGCACUGGGCCAUAAGCUUUUCCUGAGCUUGAAUAAAUGAAAGAGACAGACAUUUAUACUUGACACUUUCUGUAACUUUCCAAUACUUGAAAUCAAGUCACAUAAUACCAAAGAUCACGACCAUGAAUAAGAGGAGGAGUUGUCUGUUCUCAGGAGAUCUAAAUGUGUUUUUGCACUAAGGUUACCUGCAAAUCCUCAGAAAAACUCAUCUGACCAUUGCAAGUGUUUACUUUUUUAAAAUAGAAGAGAGAGAAAGUGACAGAUGUGAUCUGGUCAAUGGGUUAGCAGAUUACACCUGGGCAUCCUAUGGUCCACAGGCCAAAAUUGACCCCUCGGUUCUCCCUGUCGAGCCUGUGUGAGUUUAAUGAGAAUUUAAUGACAAUUUAGGCUUCAAAGGUGAAAACGUAUAAAUGAUGCAGUUUGUCCCAUUUCAGUCAGCAAGCAGGGAAUGGCUUUCUUAUACAAAUUGCAAAUACAAGCACGUGACUGAUGCAGAGCAGGAACAGACAUCUGAACCUUUAAGCAAAGUUUGGAGAGUUGCUGUGCUAAUAUUCCCUGAUUAAAAAAAAUGAAGCAGACCUAAAUGCAAGAUGCAGGAUGCAGGAGUCAAACUUAAAAAUGAGUAUUUAAUGCAGAUUGAUCAGGAAAAUGUACAAAGUCAAAAACUCCAAAGAGGCAAAAGGCUAGAAAUACACAGAGCGAGGGAACACACUGCUCACACAGAUAACAUGACACAGGAAGACGGAGAAAAUAUAUAGAGAAGGUAAUGACGGAAGUGGAAACAGGUUGGGAGCAGAGCUGAUGACAGCGUAACAAGACUUGAGGGAAGAUACAAUUAAUAUAAGACAGAGAGCAAUAGCUACCAAAAUAAAACAGGAAGUAAGACACACUGAACAGAGAAAGAUUAACUUGACACAAGAGACACUGAAGGACAACAAAAGGGAGCUAACGAAAUUCCUGAAAGUCACAGUAACUAAAUCUAAGAACUAAAGACGCCGAUAACAAGACUGCCACCUAACCAGAAGGUUCAAGGAAAUCUGGAGCUUCAGUUGAAAAACAAAAUGGAAAAUGCUGACCUUUUCUUCUUCUCUCUGGAAAAGAGCUGUGAAGUCUGUGAUAAAGCCAUAUUACUCAUCUUUGUAUGUGGGAUAGCAAAAAAAUUUGGGGAACUGGCAGCAAUGCACUGAAUGAAAGGGACUAUGACAGGGGCACAUGGAGUAAUGGAGGUAACUCCACGCUUGGAUAGGCUGGGGCUGAGGUGGGACAAAAUGGCAAAGUCUCUCUCUGAUGUAACAUAAAGUGAGUGAAAUGAACCGAAACAGGUAUUUUUGCAGUGUGUUAUAUACUGCAAAAAUAUCAAUUUGGUGGUAUUUUGCACCACCAUAUUUUGGUGAGCACUGACUUGCACAACAUCAACAGGUGUUGCUAAAAAUUAACCAUGUUGUUGAUAUUUUAACUCAAAUAGUUAACUUCAUCAGGGCAGCAGCACUGAAUCACAGACAGUUUGUUGCACUAUUGGAGGAGCGGUGACAUAGGCUACCACAGCUGUCAGGUGACUCAGCCGGGGCAAAGUGCUAAAACAAAUGUGGGACCUAAGAGCAGAAAUUUUAGUUUUAUGAGAAGAAAGGCAAGGGGCGUUUCCAGAGCUCUCAGAUGCAGGUCUUGCAUUUGGCAUUGAAGAGGCAGUCCUUCACAUUUAAAAUAAAAAAAUUGCGAUGAGAAAGCAGCAGAAAACGCACAUGCAGAGGAAUUCACAGCACUGAAGAGGCCAGUCACAAUAGCUGUGUUGAUGUCAAGUGUAGUUACAUUUCCAGGGAGGCACACGUAAAGUUAUGGGGUUAGUGUUUCAGAGGGGUUUGUAGACAGAAGUCUAAAUCAACUGUCAGCUAUGACCCUGACUUUAAUGCACUUGUUCAAGACCAGAUUAAUCUUACUGAUCAAGAAAAAGGAAGAUGAAAUGAUUAAACUACAAGCAAAAUAGAAAUAGCACUCUGUUUGAAGUGGAAAUUUAGCAGAAAUGUGCCAUUUUUUUUUAAUGAUUUUGAAGUGGCCAUCAAAGGCAUUCCCACUUUCUUCUGUAGCCCCUUGAGAAAAUUUACUGCCUACCUCUGCUAUAAAGGAUAGGCUGGUCUAACCAUGAGCGGAAGGUUUGAAUAUAUUUUUAACCAAACUGAAGCUGGCAACACACAAGAGUUUAGACAUUAUAUGUGGGGCCUUUGAUCUAGUGCUAUAAACAGAAUCUAGGUAAUAAGUGUAUAUUAACUUCAGUGGGUCAGCACUUAUUUGGUAACUCAAGUUUUCUUUGUGUUUAACCCCAAACCAGCUGAUAAUUUAUUAAUUUUACUUCAAUUUUUUUCUUGAAGGAGAAGCCAAAAAUUUCCGUUUACUAGAAAUUUAUCUUUAAUCUUUAUCUCUAAGAUUGAACUGUAGUGGAAAGUACAGUUUUUAAUGUCUGACCCAGCGUCUCUAGAGCACAGUCUAAAUUUAACAGAUUAACAUGGUUGAGUCAGUGCUGGAACUUUAAGCUUUGAUUUAACUCUUAACUCAUGACCUUAUGUCUAGUCCUGUGUUCUGGAGACUUUCUGUGCUAAAAAUAGUUUGGUUUGUCAGUUAUCAUAUUCAUUUUUUGGUCCUCAUUUUUUAAAAUUGGGAAAACAAUUUUUAAAAAUGACUGGCGACCUGUUCAGGGUGUACCCCGCCUCUCGCCCUAUGACAGCUGGGAUAGGCUCCAGCGCCCCCUGCGACCCUGGAAAGGAUAAGCGGAAGCGAAUGGAUGGAUGGAAAUAAAUAAAUAAAUAAAUAGCAACAACACUGAUAAUGACUGAGAUGUCACAGGAUUCAUAUUUUUUGUCUUUUUUUGUAAGUAAAUCACGUAUCAGCAUUGCACUGAUGCCGUCAUAUGAGAUUGGCUAAAAGCUUGUGCUCUACAGUAGAGGCCUGAAUGUCUGAAUUUUGAGGUAGUUUUUCAAAGAGUGCCUUUUUA
This is a messenger RNA of Oreochromis niloticus (Nile tilapia), 6705 nucleotides long. Its product is annotated as sodium- and chloride-dependent GABA transporter ine. Gene Ontology annotation, molecular function: amino acid:sodium symporter activity. Gene Ontology annotation, biological process: amino acid import across plasma membrane; nitrogen compound transport; sodium ion transmembrane transport. The record is from RefSeq and is a predicted model, not a curated record. Bases 1481 to 2971 code for a protein of 496 amino acids. The transcript has 12 exons. NCBI's taxonomy places the organism in Eukaryota, Metazoa, Chordata, Actinopteri, Cichliformes, Cichlidae. Gene Ontology annotation, cellular component: plasma membrane.